UGAUCAAGACACGCCUGUUCUAGUGCUCUUCAUCUGACUUGUACCUGUCAGUGUGUGCAACGUGGGCUUUCCAAGAUCUCGAGCGCCAUUUGAAUUCGAGUCUUUGGGAUAGUGGAAUAUCAUUUCAUUCCUUUUCUUUAUUCUGUGUCUAUACAUAUUCCAGCCUGGCCGCGGUAUAUACUGAAACCAUUCGGGAAUUAGAGAGAGGAGCUUAAACUGGAAUAUUCAAAGAGCACGCGCAUUCACACGUCAUGACACUUCUUGUGGAAAAUCCAAUGACUAUCAAUGACCCCGGAAAUGGCGUCUUCAAAGUACCUCCAUUCCUCUCACACUCUGAGAAAAAACCCUGUCUGAAGAAUCCUAAUCGUAUGGUGGGAAGGAAGUACGUGAACAGAACAAAUCAAGAGGAGAGCCAAGGAAAAGAACAUGAAACGAGACUUGGUAGGUUCGUUUCUUUGGAAAACGGCAAGAUUUUCUGCAAUACAGAUGUGAAUGAAAUUGAGAGGCAGGAGUAUACUCUUGAAUCUCAUGUGCGCAAAAAUAGCGAAGAUGAUACGACAGAAAUAAAGUCAAAAAUCGACGAACAGGACGAAGACGUCCAUAUGGAGUCAUGUGAUGGACCACAGACACGAAAAAAUCCGUUUGAAACAUCAAAGAUUCACGACUGUCUGUUAUGCUGCACGAAUGGCCACUUCAGAACGACCACAGGACCCUUCAGCGAGUUCGAGUCCAAUUGCGGAUGCACGACUCACGACCUGGUGGACUGGACGACCCGCGUCACGUGGUGCAGCCUCUCCCUCAGACAUCAGUACAAGGUGCACGAAGUCACGACCCUGAGUUCUUACAGAUCCCAAGACGACAACAGAGUCCUUCCGUUUAGUCGUGUUGGGUUUCACGACGUUCAAAACCCAAAGGCCUUCGGUUCUUCUAUUGCAUCUCCUGCCCAAGGCGUAAAUGGAACCAGCAAUGAGGAUGCGCAACAUAAAUCAGUAUUAAGGGAAUUGCUAGACACUUCGCCGAACAUCAAAGAAGCGAACGAAGUCCCGCUAAAAUACGAGACUUAGAGGCCGUACGUCUGCCCCCAUCCUGGAUGCAGGCGAUCCUUCUGCCGGAACGAGGAACUGACCCGACACAUGCGGAUCCACUCGGGACACCGACCUUUCCUAUGUAUGACCUGCAACCGGCGGUUCGUCCGGAGAGACCACCUGGCCAAGCACGAGCGGACUCACCUUCCUCCUGAUGACAAGCGCACCUACGAGUGUCCCCUGCCCGCCUGCGCUCACAGGU
Molecule: messenger RNA, 1287 nt
Organism: Penaeus vannamei (Pacific white shrimp)
Lineage: Eukaryota; Metazoa; Arthropoda; Malacostraca; Decapoda; Penaeidae
Source: RefSeq, a predicted model, not a curated record